AUGCUCUAUCAAAAUCCAAUCUUUUACAAACGGGCCUUCCACAGGGAGCUGUCACAAGCUGCACUCAAUGCCUUCAUCAAUGCCAUAGCCGAAUUGGUACAGACAGUCACGGACAUCGAGUGCUUACUUUAUGCUGAUGAUCUUGUUCCAUGGUAUUCUUCUCCUAAGAAAAACGCUCAGGAGAGGUCUGAAAGUGCCCUAAAUGACCAGCCAAUGUCUUUCCACACAAUGAAGGCCUUAAUCAGGAGAAAAUUCCAGACCUCAAGGUCCAACGAACUUAAAGCUCAAACAAAGGAGAGACAGUGGACAGUGACACUCUCCGAUAUACCCGACUGGCCAAGAAUCGAAGCCGUUGCUGAGUUUAGACUACAUACCGAACACGAAUGUCUGGCAAAACACCUUCACAGAUUGGGUGUAUACGCUCAACCCGCAUGCCCUCUAUGUAACCUACAUGAUGAAAUGGAGAAGACGCAUCUUAUUCGGUGUCCAGCUCUAAAGACAAGGACGGAAAGCCAGAGAUACUGGAAAGCAAGAAGACAGCUAAUGAACUGCUAUUAA
Rodentolepis nana is the source of this 558-nucleotide messenger RNA. Lineage: Eukaryota; Metazoa; Platyhelminthes; Cestoda; Cyclophyllidea; Hymenolepididae. The record is from the annotation of a GenBank genome assembly.